AUGGAUGAUGUGGCUGUGGUCUUUACCCAGGAAGAGUGGGCUUUUCUGGAUCUUGCUCAGAGGAAGCUCUACAGAGAUGUGAUGCUGGAAACCUUGAGAAACCUGGCCUCCGUAGGAGAACUCUCUGAAUUUUAUGGUGAUAAAGAUCAGCCUAUAAACCAGGGGGCACAUUUAAGAAAAUUUCAUAACAGAGAUAAGCCUUAUGAAUGUAAGGAAUGUGGGAAAGGCUUUCGUUGGCCUUCAUCCCUCACUAUACAUAUGCGAACUCACAGUGGACAGAGGCCUUAUGAAUGUAAGCAGUGUGGUAAAGUCUUUAGUUAUUCCUCAGCCCUCACUACACAUAGUAGAACACACAGUGGAGAGAAACCUUAUGAAUGUAAGGAAUGUGGAAAAGCAUUUAGUCGUUCCUCACACCUCACUUCGCAUAUAAAAACUCAUAGUGGAGAGAGGCCUUAUGAAUGUGAGCAGUGUGGAAAAGUCUUUAGUCAUUCUUCUGCCCUCAUUACACAUAAAAGAACACACAGUGGAGAGAGACCUUAUGAAUGUACAGAAUGUGGGAAAGCCUUUAGUCAGUCCUCACACCUCACUACACAUAAAAAAACUCACAAUGGGCAGAGGCCAUAUGAAUGUAAGCAAUGUGGAAAAGCAUUUAGUCAGGCUUCUUCCCUCACUCAACAUGUAAGAACUCACAGUGGAGAGAGGCCUUAUGAAUGUAAGGAAUGUGGGAAAACUUUUAGGUGUUCUUCAAACCUCAGUACACAUAAAAGAACUCACAGUGGAGAGAGACCUUAUGAGUGUAAGGAAUGUGGGAAAGCCUUUAGGUGUUCCUCACACCUCACUAAACAUAGAAGAACACACAGUGGAGAGAGACCUUAUGAAUGUAAAGAAUGUGGGAAAACCUUUAGUCGUUCCUAUUACAUCUCUGAACACAGAAGAACUCACAGUGGAGAGAAACCGUAUGAAUGUAAAGAAUGUGGGAAAGCCUUUAAUUGUUCCUCAGCCCUAACUACGCAUAUGAGAACUCACAGUGGAGAGAGGCCGUAUGAAUGCAAGGAAUGUGGGAAAGCCUUUAGUCAGGCCUCACACCUAACUAGACAUAUAAGAACUCACAGUGGAGAGAGACCUUAUGAAUGUAAGGAAUGUGGAAAAACCUUUAGGGAUUCCUCAGCCCUCACUACACAUAUAAGGACUCACAGUGGAGAGAGGCCGUAUGAAUGUAAGCAAUGUGGGAAAGCCUUUAGUUGUUCCUCAGCCCUCACUACACAUAGUAGAACUCACAGUGGAGAGAGGCCCUAUGAAUGUAAGGAAUGUGGGAAAGCUUUCAGUUCUUCAUCAUUGUUAACUAAUCAUAGAAGAAUUCACAGUGGAGAGAUGCCUUAUGAAUGUAAAGAAUGUGGGAAAGUCUUUAGUCAAGCCUCAAACCUCAAUAAACAUAGAAGAAUUCACAGUGGAGAAAGGCCGUAUGAAUGUAAUCAGUGUGGGAAAACUUUUAAAUGUUCCUCACACCUUACUACACAUAGAAGAACUCACAGUGGGGAGAAGCCUUAUGUUUGUAAGGAAUGUGGGAAAGCUUUUAGUGAUAACUCAGCACUCAAUAAACAUGUAAGAACUCACAGUGGAGAGAUGCCUUAUGAAUGA
Messenger RNA from Orycteropus afer afer, 1638 nucleotides. NCBI's taxonomy places the organism in Eukaryota, Metazoa, Chordata, Mammalia, Tubulidentata, Orycteropodidae. The record is from RefSeq and is a predicted model, not a curated record.